CCUGAAGGCAGUCGCUCGCUUCAAAAGAAUCGAAGCAAAGAUGGACUCCUAAAGAAUUUUUAUACACGGCAGUCGUCCGACUUUGGAUGUUCCCACGUUAAAUUUCGCUGAAGCCAGACGGACCGUUCUUUUAUGACCAAGUUCGUGUCGUAAACGAUGAUCGUGCAAGAGCCAGUGCAGGCAGCCAUAUGGCAUUGUUUGAACCAUUAUGCUUAUCCAGAUGCAAUAUUCUUGGCAGAAAGACUAUGUGCAGAAGUGGACACGGAGGAAACAUUGUUUCUCUUGGCAACAUGCUAUUAUCGUUCUGGCAGAGUUAGACAAGCCUAUGCCUUAUUAUCCCAGAAGGCACGUAAUUCGGCACAGUGUAGAUUUUUAUUAGCAAAAUGUUGUUACGAUCUGGAAAAGUAUGCAGAGGCAGAAGCGAUAAUAAUUGGUGGGUAUUACAAACAAUUGAAGAGUUUGGAAGAGAUAGUGACACAAUUUGGGGAACAAGCAUGCUUUUCCCUGCAGAUAAUAGCGAAGAUUUAUUAUAAAAUGAUGCGCACCAAAAAAGCCAACGAAGCGCAUAAACUAGCUUUAAAACUAAAUCCGUUUCUCUGGCACUCUUUCGAGGAACUCUGUAAUGUCGGCGAGAAAGUGGAUCCUAACAAGAUCUUUCAGUUGGACAAAUUAGAUUCCUUUAUCAUGUGCCAUGGUACAGCUUCCACGUGGGACUACGUCGCUGAGCCAGAUCUCAUUGUACCUGGAAAUAACAAUGCCAACAGCACACCUAUGUCGAAUAGCACUAACAUCACACCUGUGCAAGUGACUGCACCGACGCUGAUAAACGGCAGCCAAGUAUCGCAAGUACGAUUAUGUUCUUCUAUAGAGGAGAACCCACAAAAUGUUCCAGUUCACUGGAGUAACUGUUCCUCGAUAUCACCGAGGACCAAACUGUCGCGUUAUCGUAACAUGUUCAGUAACCCUAUGAGUCCACUUACACCUAGCUUCGGCAUUUUGCCUUUAGAAAGCAAUACACCCGAACAGGCCGUACCACCCACGCAUACAACUCUCACGGAAACCAAUGACCAGAAAAGUUUGGCGAAACGUGUAAAGGCUCAUGUUGGGCAAUUAAUGUCGAAGAAGGAAACGCCGUUGCAGCAAGGUAAACCCGACUGGCAAAAGGUUUUUUCGCAGUCAGGUAAUGCAAGCAAUACUGCCAAUAUCGUGACAGUGACCGCUACACCGACACCUCCUUCACCGACGUUGCAGGGCACCAACGUUAGACGUUCAUCGCGGCUUUUUAGCCAUCAUCAUUAUUCAGUGAAGGAAAAUAAUAAGUCACCUAAUAGGAACCAAUUCGCUACUCCGAAAUCUCCAUCUCGGAAGCCAAAAACGCGAUUUAUCAAGGCAAACCAGAACAAGACUAACUUUGAGUUAAAUGAGAGAAAUAGGAACGAGAAAGAGAAGAGCGAGACGAUUACAUCGGAGAAAGCUAUCGCAAAUACGAACGCGUUGAACACACAAAGUAACAAUAUUCAUUGUGCAGUAACGUUACAAAAACAGUGUGCAGAGGGUCUAAUGUCUCUGUUGCGAGAAUUAGGCACAGCUUAUCAACAUUUGAGUCAGUUCAAAUGUACGCAAGCUAUUGAAGUAUUGAGUAUACUGCCAACACAGCAUUAUAGCACAGGUUGGGUACUCUCUAUGCUGGCUCGUGCGCACUUUGAAAUGAUGGACUAUAAAAAGGCUGCUAGUUAUUUCGCAGAAGUGCGGCAAUUGGAGCCACAAAGGAUGGAAUUGAUGGAGAUUUAUAGCACCGUUUUAUGGCAUUUACACGCAGAAGUGCAGUUAUCUACGCUUGCCCAUGACUUGGUUGCUCAAGAUCGUACAUCAGCGGCGGCAUGGUGCGCCACGGGUAACUUGUUCUCGGCGCAAACGGAACACGAAACCGCAAUCAAAUUCUUCCAAAGAGCUAUCCAGGUGGAUCCCAAUUUCCCGUACGCUUACACAUUACUAGGGCACGAGUAUGUUCUGACAGAAGAACUAGAUAAGGCAAUUACUGCAUUCCGCAACGCCACCAGGCUUGAUCCCAGGCAUUAUAACGCAUGGUUUGGAUUGGGAACGAUAUUUUCGAAACAGGAGCAAUACUAUUUAGCGGAAUUACAUUUUAAACGGGCUUAUCAUAUAAAUCCGCAAAAUUCUGCGAUAAUGUGCCACAUAGGUGUCGUGCAGCAUGCUUUAAAGAAAACCGAGCAGGCGUUAAAGACACUGAAUACGGCGAUAACUAACGAUCCGGACAAUACUUUAUGCAAGUUCCAUCGUGCGAGCAUCAACUUCUCAAUUGGUCGACAUGCGGAAGCUCUCCGAGAGUUUGAGGAGCUAAAAAAUAUUGUACCCAAAGAGUCUCUAGUCUAUUAUUCGAUAGGAAAGGUGCAUAAAAAGUUAGGCAAUACGCAUCUCGCAUUAAUGUACUUUAGUUGGGCAACGGAUCUGGAUCCGAAAGGUGUUAAUAGUCAAAUUAAGGAGGCUAUAUUGAGUCCAGGACAAGGAGAUGAUGAUUCUCCUGCGACACAAUCAGAAGAACAACAAGCACAAAAUAGUUCAAUGGAGCAGGAAGUCGAAACGAGUAGAGAAGGAAGCUCUGCGCCUCUCGCUGGGAACGUCUCUGUGGAACCUCCCGCCGACGAUAGCGACGACAGUUUAUGAAAACGUCGCGCCGUGCACAAGAAGAAAGCUGCCGUGAAAUAAAGCGACAAUUUGUAGCGCAUCGUUGUCCCUCAUGUCUGGUCACUCGGAUCGUUCUCUAUCCCGAUCUGGCGCUUUACAGAAUCGAUAAGAAGUCGCUUAACGCAUUCGUCGAAUUAAGUUUAGCAAUUGUCCAUAUUGUUGCGAAUAAGUUUGUGAGGGAUUUGGUCGAGGAGAGUUCACAUCGUAUCGUUUCUCCGUGGAAUCAUUUUCUUCACAUAUGUCGGAAAUCCUUAAUCACAGAAACGCGGUAUCCUCACCUUCGCGAAAGAGAAUAAGAAGAGAAAGAAGAGACGACCCGUCAUGACGUAUCCCUCCCAUCGACUUGUACAUUAGCACGCGUUCGUUUCUGUAUAUUUUUUCUUUUCUUUCUGCCUUUUCGCUCGGUCAUCCUUCGUAUUUCUUCGUUCUUAUAAUCACGUCUCUUGUGCCUCGUUCCGUUGCGGGCUAAGUCCCUUCGAGUCGGACGAGACGUAGAGAUCUUGCAUCACUGGAACUCCGCGAUGUUAUCGAUUGUCGAGUCCGACUUGAGCGCGUAGCUCGGUCCUAGAAUAAUCCUAUAUAGGGGUCUAGUCCUCACUCAGACAAGGUAUUAGAGAUUAUGGUUGACGAGUAGAAACUGUAUUGUACCGCGAGAAGAUGAACGAACGUAACCGUAAGCAUACAUAUUAUAGUUAGAUAGUGUAAUUAAUUCAUCAUUUAAGAAAAGGAAUGAAGUUUUGUGUAAAUGUAAAUUAUUAUAUUAUUAGGGUCCUCGUGUGCGAAAGCUACCGUCCAUUGUGGCCGGCUUUUUCAAUCAUUCACUAGUAGCCUGAAAGCCACGAAUAUCUACGUUACUUCAAAUCACUUCGUUGGCAUAGGCGAGCCAGCCAUAAGCGACAUGAGCUUUUGUGCGAGUCCUGAUUACUGUGUAUUUACUGCAAUUUAUUAUUAUUGCUAUUAGUGCUACCAUUACUAUUAUUAUCCGUAUGAUUAUUAUUGUUGAUUUAAGGAUUAUGGGAGGUACCGUCGGCCACCGCUACGUUGAUUGGUGGCUGUCGUUGGACGAUCGUGCAAUUCUCGUCGUGAAGUAAAAUCUUUAAAUCGAUCGAAAUAUGCGAAAUAUCUAAACCGUGGUGAUUAUGGCAAUUCAUUCGUUAGUCGCGACUACAAUCGAGAUACUUCGGCCUCUUGUCUCUCUUUCUCUUGAGCUUCGGUAUCCAGAGAUCAUUGUAAUCCCAUUAACUUGGCAAGUGUCUCUAUAUGUACACACACGCAACACGCGCCACGGAUCACAUAUUCUCAAUUGUGCGGGAAAGAGAAUUUCGCGUUCACGACAUCAGUCUUUGUGAAUUGAUAUUAAGUGUACAACGUAAAUCUCGCGUCGUAACUGGCCUCGAGUUUUGUUCGAGUUCCUCGGAGCGACGCACACAUUGCGUUUUAUUCCGGCAUCGGCAUAUACGCAAUUGUAUAUGCCGUUCGUCCCGGCAUCAUAGUCGGCGUGUGUGUCGCACGACA
Molecule: messenger RNA, 4221 nt
Organism: Harpegnathos saltator (Jerdon's jumping ant)
Lineage: Eukaryota; Metazoa; Arthropoda; Insecta; Hymenoptera; Formicidae
Gene: Cdc27
Product: cell division cycle protein 27
Exons: 13
Coding region: 157-2685 (842 amino acids)
Biological process (GO): metaphase/anaphase transition of mitotic cell cycle; cell division; anaphase-promoting complex-dependent catabolic process
Cellular component (GO): anaphase-promoting complex; cytoplasm
Molecular function (GO): protein binding
Source: RefSeq, a predicted model, not a curated record